This is a messenger RNA of Trichobilharzia regenti, 1958 nucleotides long. Lineage: Eukaryota; Metazoa; Platyhelminthes; Trematoda; Strigeidida; Schistosomatidae. The record is from the annotation of a GenBank genome assembly.
ACCAAUAAAGGGUUGCUUAGUUAUAACAAAAAAAAACAACCAUUCUCUUCUCCAAAAUGCAGUAAAGAAAGAUAAACAAAUAUUGAGAAAACAACUUAUUUAUUUUAAAUCAAUCGUAUACUCAUCAAUUCUCUUAUAAGAAAAAUGUUGAUGACAGAUACAUUUUCUGCAGCCCAUGAUAAUUUAAUUAAAAACAAUGGAACGCCUGGAUUAUGGUUUGCGCAUACAGCAGAUUAUUGUGAAACACCGCCAAGACCACGUGUACGACUCGAUGCAGUCGAGAUAGCUAAUCGUAAUAAAAAGCACUUAACUACAGCUGAAAUAAGUGGAUUUGCAAGUAGUCGAACUGACUGUGGUGGUGGGAAUGGUGAAGAUCCAAACGAUGAAACCAGCAGCGAUCAAAAACGACAGUUACGACUACGAACACCAGAAGCAUUGAGUAUUGCAGAGAAAUCAAAAUCACAAAGUGAUAAAUGGUAUGAUUUUGCUGAUAAUCUAAACUACAAACCGAUAAUUAAGCCACGUCGAAUAGGAGCUGGAGAACAUGGUAAGGCAAUUUUAGAGAAUAUGACACAAGAAUGUGAUUGGUUCAAGCAUAAAUCAUUUGACGGAACAAAUACUGAAAUAAAUCCUGAUCGUAGAAAAUCAUCAAUAUCAUCCAGUUAUAGUCGACGUAAUGAAGUGAAUAAUUGGUUUGCACAUCCACAACCAAAGGCAAGAGAGACGUUGGAUGAGAAUACAACGAGUUUACCGACACGUUUGAGAGUACACCGUGAAGGCAUAGAAUAUUCAUUAAAAAAUCGAGGUUUAGAUGAUUUACUAACUAUGAAAAUGUCUCCGGCUGAAAUGCAGCACACAAUUCCUUAUGGAUGUCCAACUGAAGAAGCUCAGAAUAAUGCAAUUUGGUCAAAAACAGGAACUUCUAUGGCAUUGUGUUUAGGCAAACAGCCCAGCAAUCAAAUGUCACAAGUAUUGGAUAAUAUUGAUUCUUCAGUCAUUCGGCCACGUUCUGCAGCUGUUCGUGGUUCUGAUGCUGAAAAAUGGCGACAACUUGGUCGAGAUGGAUAUAUGGGAAGUUCUAUGUUCUUAGGAACGAAACAAGAUCCUUCAAGUACUGUAGCUCAUCGUGUAAGACCAGACGGUGAAAGCAUUCAAGAAAAAUCACUAUCUGGUUAUCAAAUGAUGAACUGUUUAAAUAUGUGUAAAGACAAUAAGCAAAAUGAAAAUACUGUCGAUGAUAAAGACAACAGUGCAUAUGCAGGUUUUCGUCUAAGAACGAUAGAAGCUCUUGAAGCUAUGAAACGAAAUCAAGGCCAAAUGUCCGACUACUUGGGCAAUGGAGCCUGUUCUGUUACACAGCCAUACAGGAGAAAAUUUCAAGUUCGCUCUCUAAGAGGCUCAGAAGCACAAGAAGCUGCUAUGAAUCAUAAAGGUUCUGCAGUACAAGAGUUGAUCACUCACGAUCGUCUACCUCCUGAUCCUGUUGGAUGUGGAUUUGCGCAUGUUAGUGAAGAGGCGAAAGAAAUUGCAGAACUUAACCGUAACGGGAUGAUUUCAGGAUUGUUAGGGGGUAAAACGGUAUCAAAUAUUCCACUUGUUGGCGUUGAAGCACCUUCACAUAAACGUGUGCAAUACGAAGCUAUUGAAUAUGCUAAUCGUGGACAAGGUGAAGAAAUGAAAAACAUAAUUACACAAAAAGCCUACUAAUAAGUUUAUACUAAUUCAUGUUUUGUCAAAAAAAAACAUUACAUUGUAUUGCAAUCUUAUGGGAGUGUUUUUUAUUGUGUCACCAUUAUGUUAGUUCCAUGAGGUUCUUUAGAAAGCGGUCUCAUAAUUCAAAAUUACGGUUCAUAUAUCUAGAAUACAACAGUUGAAACAAAAUGUUAACAUUUUUACGACUGACUCUGAAUCGAUAACAGAUGAAUACCAAUUAGAAAACACUGAAAAUCAACAAGCGC